This is a messenger RNA of Camponotus floridanus (Florida carpenter ant), 2860 nucleotides long. RefSeq names its product protein Lilipod (gene lili). The coding region runs from base 248 to 1861 and encodes 537 amino acids. Gene Ontology annotation, biological process: signal transduction. NCBI's taxonomy places the organism in Eukaryota, Metazoa, Arthropoda, Insecta, Hymenoptera, Formicidae. The transcript is spliced from 9 exons. Gene Ontology annotation, molecular function: transmembrane signaling receptor activity. The record is from RefSeq and is a predicted model, not a curated record.
GUGACAGUUGGCCGAUUGGUCAGUCAGUUGACAUUGAUGAUGGUGAAGAGCCAUGCCUACCGUCUCGUAAACAUACAGUUUGACGUCAGGCAAAGACACGUCAGGAGAGAGUGAGCGUGAUAUAUCCUAGACGUGACGUUUCCUCCGGGAUACACGUUGCCGCGAAACCGUGCGAGAAAAAAUGCGGUAAAAUGUUGUCGCUGCCGCUGGUCAACCACGAUUAUCAGCUGAUGACAAACAGGUGAAGAUGGAAGAUGACGCUGACCUCAGGGAACAGUUGUUUCACAAUACCGUGCGGGAAAAUAUAAUAUUUUUGCUUCUUUUUCUGCUAUUAUAUAUCUCGAGUUACGCAUUAAUCGCACGCUUCAGACGCCGAGAUCGCGACGAUUAUCUAUCAGUAGACGAGGAUGAAGCCACCGUGUAUAGGAUCAGCCUCUGGUUAUGCACGGUUGCUCUGGCGGUCUCCGUCGGCGCGACCCUCCUACUUCCGGUGUCUAUCGCCAGCAACGAGGUACUCAUUCUCUAUCCGAACAGCUACUAUGUCAAGUGGCUUAACAGCUCCCUCAUUCAAGGUCUGUGGAACCACGUAUUUUUGUUCUCAAACCUAUCGCUCUUCGUAUUUCUGCCUUUUGCUUAUCUCUUUACGGAAUCGGAGGGUUUUGAAGGCCAUAAGAAGGGUGUGAUGGCGAGAGUAUAUGAGACAAUGACAGUCCUCGGUCUUCUGGGCACUCUUGUACUAGGAAUGACUUAUGUCCUCUCAUCUCUAUUGGAUUAUCAAAACUCGAGUUUACACACGUUGCUCAAUUUAUGGAGUUACUAUUUACCUUUUCUAUACUCCUGCGUCUCAUUCGUAGGCGUAGUAAUGUUAUUGUUAUGUACUCCGGUGGGAUUUGUACGACUGUUUGGCGUAGUAGGGUCAUUUCUAGUUAAACCCCAGUUUCUUAAGAAUCUAAAUGAGGAGUAUUUUGCAUAUAAAUUAGAAGAGGACUGUAUUAACCGAAGAUUGCAGCAUGUGAAAGCAACAGGGAAGUCGUAUGUAUCACCGGUGCCGAUGUCGUCGUCGGCGAGUUGCAGCUUGUCGGCGCAGCAGGAGGAGGAUGAAGACGAGCCGCUACUAAGCGUGAAUCCGGGUCUGCUAUGUCUAAGGAACGGUGCUCUGCAAAAAGGUCUCUCUCAACGGCUAAAUGACAUUCAGCAUCGACGGCAGCUGCUGGAUCAACAGCGGAGAACCUGGUGGGUUCGGCGCACGUUAUUUUAUCCGGUGGCGAUGUUGAUGCUGCUUGUAUUAUCCACUGCCACGGCUUUACUGGCGAUGCAAAAUACAUUGGAAUUGCUGAUAGGAAUCAAAGCGCUGCCGUUGAGCACGAGGCAAUUUACGCUUGGCAUCAGCUCCUUGUCUAAGCUUGGACCCAUCGGUGCGACGAUCGAAGUAGCAGUGAUCCUUUAUUUGGCCGUGACUAGCGCGAUCGGUCUGUACGCUCUACCAGGCGUAAGAAGAGUUCAACCCAAACUUCGUUCUACACCGCUCACCCACCUCAUCGCAAAUUGCGCCUUGUUGCUCGUACUCAGUUCAGCGUUACCGCUGUUAUCUCGAAUACUAGGAAUGACAAACUUCGAUUUGCUGGGUGACUUCGGACGCAUUGAGUGGCUUGGUAAUUUCAAGCUUGUACUCCUCUAUAAUCUGAUCUUCGCCACGGCAGCAAUCGGCUGUUUGGCCACCAAGUUCACCGCGACUGUGCGUAAAGAGAUCUACACUCGUCUGAGGAGCAGUUUGCUGGGUAUUUUCAGGACUACGAGCAUUAUCGCCGACUCGAAGAAAAACUCACCGCCGUCAGGGAUGUUUUCUACAAAGGAAGAUUAGACUGAUUUAUUAUAUUAUUAUAUAAUUAAUAAGCAGAAAGUACAUCGGGAUCUUACGAAAGUUGCUCCUGGCUUCUAAAUUCUUGCAUGUGUUGCGUCUUGUAAAUUACAAAAAGCUCUUAGAGCUUUCCAAUCACCGAGAUUUGUUUCUUAAAUUUGGAGAACUUCGAAUAUACUAAUCUUUCGACUUUUGAAUUCUUAGGCUGUUAGAGAUUCUUACGUAGAAUUUUCAUUAUACUGAGAUUUUCUAUUCUAUUCUAUUCUAUUUCGAGAGAGAGAUUCUGAAACUUUUCGUUUCUUUUAAUAUUCUUAAAAAUUUUUAAUACUGUUUAUAAAUAAUGUCUGAUACAUGUGCGAGAAUCUGAGACCUUUUUGGACGAAUAUCCGUGAUUUCAAUACAAUUUCUUUUCUCUUUUUAAUCUUCAAAUAGUCUCGCAUGUGCUCUUGUCCUCGCAUUAUCCCCAAAAAUCGCUUGGCACCAAAGAGCCAAUGUAACUUUUGUGAGAAUCUAAAAAGUUUAUUCGCUUAGAAUCGAUUAUAUAUAAGCGAACGUUAUCAUUCUGCCUAGUGAUCAUUUGUAAUUAAAACGCAUGAGGCCAGUUAAGGACAUAGCCUGAUAAGGAUGAAGAGGCGAUAUGCGUAGCGCUAAAUAUUUAUUUAUUACAUUAAUACUAUUUUUAAGAAUAUAUUUGGGAUCCCUCCCAUGAGACAAGGGAAGAUCCAGCAUCGAGCGUGUCUGCGUUUACAUAUGUGUAAUCGAACGAAUUAAUUUACGAUGGAAAUAAGGAUUGAAGAACACAUAUGAUUCAAGAUAUCCGUGCAUGUGUGUGUGUGUGUGUGUAUGUAUUUGUGUAUGCACAGAAUGUUGAAAGAAAUUUAUAUACUGCAAGAAUCUUCUCUUCACAGGAAGAAUCUUGAUCAAUGAAUGUUUAUUUGCCUUUAAACGUCCUCAUUUUAUAAACAUUGGUAUCAUCGUAAAUAGAAGAAAAUAAAUUUUCUA